CUUUCCACCACUGGUCUGUUUGGUAUGGGCGGCCAACAAGUGAAACAGGUCUCUGCACAUUUAAUCGACAUGGAUUUGCCAUAUAAUUCCAGCACUUCCACUUUCCAAAGCUCUAUCAUUAACUCGAAAACGUCUGCCAACUACGAUAUUCGCCUAUCAGCUACCAAGAAACCGACUGAUUGUAAGGCUGUUUGGCUCGAUUGGCCGGACACUAAGAGGGUGCAACUUAUUUUUUCAUCAGGAGUCACACACCAGGUGACGCUUUAG
This is a messenger RNA of Protopolystoma xenopodis, 267 nucleotides long. The record is from the annotation of a GenBank genome assembly. Lineage: Eukaryota; Metazoa; Platyhelminthes; Monogenea; Polystomatidea; Polystomatidae.